AUGUCGGACGAUCAUUUUAAACAAGUCCAGGAGACCACAUUGGCGGACACGAGCAAGCCGAUCGACAACCCCAAUGAAAAAGUUGAUUCUAAUCCAGCAGCUACAACCGCUAUGAAUCAAAGAAAAUCGCAUCAGACAGCUCCCAGUCAAUUGGCCUAUACAGACUUUGAGCGUUUGUUCCGGGCAGAGGAGGCGUACGAGCAGCCGACAACCUCUCGGAGAGAGCUCUGGUCCUACUACCUCUAUUACAACGGCGACAACGGGGUUGGUCCGGGUUCCUACACACAGGCACUUUUUCAGUGGGCCCUGAAUGGAGCAGGAUGGCAACCCGGAACCAAUCCUCCCAAACCGUGCAGCGAUUCGUCUCCAUGCGUCGUCCCCUGGGCCGGCGGGACACGAUCGGUCUCUUCUGUUGUUCUGAUAGCCAAUGGUCUAUGCUUCGCUUUCAUGACUGUAAUAUUUGUCUGGCUGGGAAGUGCCGCAGACUAUGGCUCUUUCGGAAGCUGGUUACUCCUUGUCCUGACAGUGGUCUGCUGGUGUUUGCAGUACGGUAUGAUGGCCAUUAGACAUCCUAGUCAAUGGCCGGCUGCGAUGGGCAUGUACAUAGUCGCAUAUGUGGCCUACGGUGCGACGUUGGUGUUUUAUGCGGCCGUUUUCCCUCGACUGGCUCGCUAUAUGCCGCACGUCCGUAAGGCUCGCGAGGAGGAUCUGAGAGAGGGCAAAAUAAGCCAGGAAGAGUACGACGCCAUCGAGUCAUUGGAGAGAAACCACAUCAGCAACAUCUCCACCGCACACAGUAACAUAGGCUACUUUCUGACGCUACUCAUCAAUCUGAGUGUGUUGAUACCACUUCAGAACAACAAUUACUCCAACAAUCUCGCGCUUUGUUUGACAAACUCAUACUGGGUUGUCCUAGGAGUAUGGUGGUUCAUGUUCCAGCAGAAACGACCGGGGCCCAAGGUUCCCAAAGGGUCAAACUACGCUACGAUUGGGCUCAAGCAACUCUGGCUCGCACUGAAAGAAGUCCGGUCUCUACCACAAACCUUCUUAUACUUUGUAGCCUACUUCUUGCUAGCGGAUGGGCUGAACACCACAGGCUCUGUGUUCGAUAGCCUCGACCUUUGGGUUCUGUGGGAGUUUUACUUCUAUAACGCCAUCUUCGGACUGUUCCAGGCUCCUUACUAUGCCUAUGCGCAAACAAUGAUCAGUGAACUCAUGCCACAGGGCUAUGAUAACAUGUUCUUCGCCCUUUUCGGAAUCACUAAUCGUGCUUCGUCGAUCAUCGGUCCCAACGUUAUCCAAGCGAUUAUCAACAAUACACAAAACAACUGGAUGGGGUUCCCUUUCCUUUUCGCUAUCUGCGCUGCCGCCAUGAUAGCGAUUGGGUUUGUGGAUGUGGAAAAGGGCCGCGAGGACAGUCGAAAAUUCGUCCUAGCGCGCACCAUCGUUCAACCUGCGGACGAGCCUCGUGUAGAUCUUGGGAAAGAUGGCGUGCGGACGACAGUCGGAGAAGGAAACUUGUCUGGCGUAGGUGGAGAAAGUAGUGGAAGAUCUCACCAACACUAA
Messenger RNA from Aspergillus affinis, 1566 nucleotides. RefSeq lists its product as uncharacterized. The transcript has 9 exons. The record is from RefSeq and is a predicted model, not a curated record. NCBI's taxonomy places the organism in Eukaryota, Fungi, Ascomycota, Eurotiomycetes, Eurotiales, Aspergillaceae. The coding region runs from base 1 to 1566 and encodes 521 amino acids.